Sesamum indicum (sesame) is the source of this 1680-nucleotide messenger RNA. Its product is annotated as scarecrow-like protein 18. NCBI's taxonomy places the organism in Eukaryota, Viridiplantae, Streptophyta, Magnoliopsida, Lamiales, Pedaliaceae. The record is from RefSeq and is a predicted model, not a curated record.
AUGUUGAGCAACAUUUCCCAAACUGAGCAAUUCCAUAGCUGUGGGGGAUUAGAUGAGUAUGACUUGGAGAAUUUAGAGAAGAAAAGUGGCUUUUGUGAAGGUGAAAAAUGGGGAGAAUUAGAUAUGGGCAUGGAUUCAUUUGGUUGUGGUGUAGAGUUCUUUGGAGAUUGCUCUGCCCAAAUUGACCAACAACAGCAACAGUUUGCAGAUUUUGGGAGUACGUGUGCUGAUGAGUUUCUGAAGACUGUUCGUGUGGACUCCCAGAAAUCAGAGCUGAUCGAACCUGAGAAGAAGGGAGCUCACCUGUUUCCUUCAGCAUCAUUUGAGAUUCUGAACAAGUAUAGAAGCAGGUGCAGGAGAUUAAACGGUGAAUAUAUGAAUAUUCCGAGGUAUGAUGCAGAACGCAAAGUUAGCUGUGGCAUGUCAGUGGUAACAAUCAUUCAGUUGGCUGCUGAAAAGUUCAUCCAAUCCAACGAAAGCUCUUUGCUUAGCCAUCCGUAUCUAAGUUCCAUGUUGUGCCGCUCUGAGGAAGACUCUCAAGGAGUUCAACUUGUCCAGAAUGUCCUCGCCUGUGCUGACAAAGUAGGCGAGAAGCAGUAUGAACGAGCCCGAAACCUCUUGCUUGAAUGCGAUAGAAUGAGUUCCCCUGGAGGGACUCCUGUUCAGAGGUUAGUGUUCUAUUUCACUGAAGCACUAUACGAGAAGAUUGAUAGAGAAACAGGAAGAAUCACCCCCAAGGGUUUGGGGAAGAAGAUUGAAGAUCCUUUACAGGCAUUGAAAACCCCAGACAUGACUCUUAUCACGUUUCACAAGAAGCUGCCUCUCUCCCAGAUCACCAAAUUUGCUGGGAUUCAAGCUGUAGUAGAUGACGUAGCCGAGGCAAGAAAGGUGCACUUUAUUGAUCUUGAGAUCAGGAAAGGAAUACAAUGCACGAUUUUGAUGCAAGCUCUUGCAGCUAGAUCUGAAAAUCCUAUAGAGCAUCUCAAGAUCACUGCUGUAGCAAUAAAAUCAAAAGCAAGUAUAGAGGAGACGGGUCGACAACUGACGAGUUUUGCUCAGUCCUUGGACCUGAAGUUUUCUUUUAAUGUAGUCAUGGUAGAAGAUAUCUUUGGUCUCAAAGAAAACCUCUUUGAUCUAGAUGAGGAUGAAGCUAUUGCUGUCUACGCAGCAUACACGUUAACGAACAUGAUUGGUCAGCCUGAUCAGCUGGAACACUUAAUCAGAAUUAUCAAAAGUAUGAAUCCUUGUAUGAUGGUUGUUACUGAAGUCGAGGCAAACUGUAAUUCCCCUAUUUUUGUGGAGAGAUUUGUCGAAGCUCUCUUUUUCUAUGGUGCUUGCUUUGAGUCAAUGGCAGAAUGUCUGAAGAAUGAUGAGAAGCACAGGUGCAUUGCUGAAAGAACAUGCUUCAGUUCAGCGAUACGGAAUAUUGUCGCGGCUGAGGGAGACGACAGGAAGAUUAGGCAUGUUGGUAUUAGCGUCUGGAGGGCAUUUUUUACGCAUUUUGGAUUUGAAGAGACGGAGCUGAGUAUGUCUGCUGUGUAUCAAGCAAAUCUUGUGGUCAAGAAUUUCACCUCUGGAAGUUCCUAUACCUUUGAUAUUGAUGGUAAAAGCUUAAUUAUUGGUUGGAAAGGAGCACCAGUAAGUUCACUUUCUGCAUGGAAGUUUCAGUGUCCUAUGUAA